UGGGUUUGGUGGAGCAGAGAUGGUGGCAGUGCUGCUGGCUGCAGGGGCUAAUACGCAUCUUCAGGACAAGUGGGGCUGGACUCCGCUUCACAUCGCCAUCAGCAGACGCCACAAGGAGAUUGCAGAAGUCAUCUGCGAUGCCGACGAUAGAAACGUUCUUCGGGAUGACGGUGGACGGACCGUGUUGCAUUUUGCUGCGGAAUUUGGAAUGCAAACUAUUGUGAGAAAACUUCUGUCUUCGGGACCUCUUCGGAAAACUCCUCGUUCGGGAAAGGAAUCGACUUCGAAUGCGGCGGAACGGGAAGGAAUUGCGCUCUCGGCGAGCAAGGAGGACCUGGUCGACGUACGGGACAACCGGGGAAAGACUGCCCUACACGUGGCUGCAAAAUAUGGCUUCACAGGGAUUGUUGAACUGCUGCUCGCAGCAGGGACAGAUCCCCUUCUUCAGAAUAAAGGAGGCAAAACGGCCCUCCACGUGGCUAUCGAUCGGCGCCGGGCGGGCACUGCGGAACUCUUAUGUGGUGCUGAGGAUGGAAACCACCUGCAGGAUAAAUACGGAAGGACCGCCUUGCAUUACGCUGCGAGGGAAAAAUACAAACGUACUGUGAGAAACCUGCUGUUUAACGGCGAGCAUCCUCACACGAUGGAUAAUCGAGGAAGUUCUCCUCUGCAGUUGGCCUUCGUAGACAACGGGGACAAUAGCGUGGCUGAGAUGAUCAUUUCUUUUAUUGCCUGGAAGGACAUUUCGGUGGAUUGGAAGGGUUGGAAGGCCCGUGGAGUCGAGAUCUGCAAGAAACGGAUGGAAGAAUGUGUUUCGGAGAUCCGGCGAAUGAAAGAGACGAAAGUGCUCGGUCGCAAUAUCACCUAUUACGACGUUGCGGCGAGGCAUGUGGGGAAGGUGGCCGACUAUCUGGAGAGCCGGGAGUUCCGGGAUGCGUUGCUCGGGGGUGGUUUUGCGCGGGACUUCCCCAAUUAUGCAGACUUCAUCGACUUCAAAGUGAAGAAGGCUGAAAGGAGGAGAAUCGUGAGGGCUCCCUGCCUGAAAUGCUUUGAAACGUUGUUCGGGAGUCUCCCUCCUUUGCCGGGAACGAUCCUGAACGACAUAUUAGCCUAUUUGAGUGAACGAGAUAUGCAGAACGUCCUCGCAGCUUUUAACCGUGAUGUGCCUGACCGGAGGGCUUUUGAAGCUAGCGGAGCUGUCCUCUCAUAGCUUUGAUUAUGGUUUGGUCGCUUUAAAUACGAAACGGAGUUAUUUUCAUUCUGAAACAAAAUAAUUGUUUUCCUUAAUCCUUAAGACUAUCAUUUGUUUUAUUGUUGAUGUCUUUAAUUUGAAACAGUAUGAACCUGUUAUUAUUUACUCUACCAUUUCUAAUGUUCUGUAAUCAUAGUACUAACUGACAAAAGAGAUUUAAUCAAACAGUAUAAAUUUGACUUAUAGAUGAGUGUUUCAAGGACGCCUUAGAUAUUCUCAGCUAAAUUUUAUCAUCGGAAGAUUAGAGUUAAAUUUUGUAAAAACAAAACCGUUGCAUGCCAAAUAAAUAUUUUUUCCAUAUUUGCAAAAAGUGGCAGGGACAGUUUUUAGUGUACUCCCUUCUCCUACCCUCUGGUAGAAACAACCAUCCCUGUUAAGUCCAUAAAAGGGCUGUCUAAAGGUGGUGCUGCAUUUUUUUCCUACAAAUUUGGCCCCCUGCCCCAUUUUGUCUCAAAGUGUCACAAUUCUUGCUCUUCUCACAAAGCUCAUGUUUUAUUAGCUGAAUGCCAUAACUACUGCAGUCCACAAACAAAACAAAUAUUUGUUUUUGUAUCUGUUUCUAUCUGUCAAACCGAAUUUCUCAAGAAAUUGACACUCAAAACAAAAAAAAAAAGUCUAACGAAUAUGCGGGAGUUUGAAUGUUAAUAUCAACAUCUAAGUCUUGAUUCUCAAUAGCAUAGUUUUGGAAAAAUAGAUUGUGCACAAGUGUAUUGUGUGUUCCAUUGAUUUUACACACAUUGUUUUCCGAUGGCAGAAUCUGGUUCCUCUUUCUUUUUUGUAAAAUUUUGGUUUGCAUUUAAUCCUCUAUUCCUAAUACUCAUAAGUGUCAAUAAGUUUUCUUAAGUUCGUUAGUGUUUGUACUUUUUCUUUUUUUUUUCUAAAGAAUAAUUUUAUUUUUGUAAAUAUUUAUUUCCUGUUUUUGGUGUCAUUUUCAUCAUCUAGGUAGGGGUAGAGAAGAUGAUAUUUCUGCAAAUGCCU
This is a messenger RNA of Uloborus diversus, 2230 nucleotides long. Its product is annotated as poly [ADP-ribose] polymerase tankyrase-2-like. The record is from RefSeq and is a predicted model, not a curated record. Lineage: Eukaryota; Metazoa; Arthropoda; Arachnida; Araneae; Uloboridae. The transcript has a single exon. The coding region runs from base 20 to 1210 and encodes 396 amino acids. Gene Ontology annotation, molecular function: protein binding.